Molecule: messenger RNA, 1131 nt
Organism: Trametes versicolor FP-101664 SS1
Lineage: Eukaryota; Fungi; Basidiomycota; Agaricomycetes; Polyporales; Polyporaceae
Exons: 4
Cellular component (GO): actin cortical patch
Molecular function (GO): phosphatidate phosphatase activity
Source: RefSeq, a predicted model, not a curated record
CCAAGCUUGAGUGACAUUGAGAAGAAGGUUGGGGUGAAAGACGGCAACGACCUGCAGAAUGUUUCCGCAUCUGCACUUCUGAUACCGUCGUACGCGAACUUCACCGGUGACAACUGGAAUGUGCGCUUUUAUGGUCUUUCGUACAAGCUCCCCAACGUCAGCGCCGACGACCUGGUCUCCAUAAUCAAUGACCUCGACACGAGCAACCUCAACUCCACGCAAACCACCCUGCUGCAGAACCGCACGCAAGACCUCGCGUCGAUCCCGAUCCCCAGCUCCAACCUGACCGCGCUCGUCUUUGCGAACGGCUCUGCGGUGACCAACUCUUCCGGCAUCCAGCUGACCACGACGGACGAGGUCGGCGAAUUCGACCAGUUCGUCACCGUACCCGGGCUCGGCAGCAACAGCAGCUCCGUCCGCAUCAUCGAGACCGGCAUCGCCAACGUCACCGGCCCCGGGAACGGCACGAUCAUCCUCGUCCCGUCGAGCGGCAUCUCCGUCGUGUCCGACAUCGACGACGUCAUGCGCAUCACGAAGGUGUACGUCCCGAACGAAGGCCUCUUCAACUCGUUCGUGCAGCCGUACGUGAACGUCCCCGGCAUCCCCGCGCUGUACGCGCACUGGAACGAGACGCUGCCCGGCGCGGCGUUCCACUACGACACGACGACCCCAGUGGAGCUCACGCGCACGUACGUCGACUACCUGUUCGCGAACUUCCCGCUCGGCUCGCUCGAGAUGCGCCCCAUCAACAUCUCCGACCCGAGCCAGAUCCUCGAGGCGCGCCAGAACAGCCUGCUGAAGCUCUUCCAGACGUUCCCGCAGCGCAAGUUCGUCCUCGUGGGGGACACGUCCUCGUCGACGCUGCUCUCCGCGUACCCGCAGAUCGCGGAGCAGUUCCCGGACCAGAUCGCGUGCAUCUUCAUCCGCAACACCUCCGCGACCGACCCGGACGACAAGAUCCCGUUCAGCACGAGCGAGUUCAAGAACAUCAACAACAACACGUGGUUCUUCUACCGCACCGCCGACGACCUGUUCAACCUGAACAUCACGGGCGGCCAGUGCCGGAACGACAGCGUCCCGCAGAACGUCACGUUCGGCGAGCAGGGCGGCAUCCUGGGCAACAACGGCGCG